GGAAAAGAAGCGAGAGAGAGCCCACCCAAGACCCAACAGAGCCGCACCACUCCCCACCUCGACCUCUCUCUCUCCCCGCGACCCUUCUCCGCCGCCGCCACCCUCGCCGGUGAUUCCGGCAGCUUCCAGCGAUUCCGGCUGCUGCCGACGACGCCAAGCACACUCGCAUGAUCGCCUCCGUCCGCUCCGUCUUCCCUUCCGAGCAGAUUCGUCGCUCGCGUCCUCUACCGGUCACCCGCGACCGUCCCCUAAGCUAGGGUUUCGGCCACCGCGUCGCCGGCGUGGCUCCGGCGGCUCAGGUACAUCUCUCCGUCGAGAUCCCUCGCAACCCACCCUCCCAGAUCGAGCACGCCAAUGUCGUUGUCGUUUCGCUUGCGCUGGAACAGCAAAGGGAAGGCCAUGGACGACGCCGCUCUAGCCCUUCUCCGACGCCAUCAAGCAGUAGCAGCAACUCGAUGCAGGGACGAGGGAGAGGAGGAGUCCUGCUUCCCCGGCGUGCAUCCUCUCUCUCGGAACGACACCCAACCUCAAGCGAGAGAUGCAUGUGUGGGUGGCAGCAGAUCAACCUCCUUCUCAACCCACGUCAGGCAUCCUCCGUGGAUGAUGACGACAACCAGGGCAUCCACCGCCACGACGACACCCCGCACAUGGUCCAACUCGGCUACAACCUCCUCUACCGCGCGACUGCGGCCGUGGUCGUGUUCGGCAUCGACUACAACCUCCUCUCCAGUGAGUCAAUCUCCUACCUCUAGCUCCCUCUCUUGUGCUGCUAUAGCAGUACCUUGAUCUGUUUCAUGCGCAUGGGUGAUUUUGUUUGUGCUUGUCGUGCUUGUGCCAUGAGAAAGAUCAUUCCUAUUUACAGUGAUGAUGAUUCAGAGUAGCACACUUGUUAAAUUCUGCUCUUGUACUACCUCAUUUGUGGUUGUUGGUUACUGCAGCUAGGUUUUGUUAGCUGUUGGUGUUUAAUCUAGCUAGCUAGUAGUGUUGGCAGCUAGCUAGUAGUGUUGGCAGCAAGCUACUCCUGUACUAGUAGUUCAUCCAUAUGUGUAAUUGAUCCUUCCCAGUAAUUGAAUAAUGUGAAGAAAUCCUAUUGUAUCAGCUAUGCAGUGCGAACAUCAGAUCAUUUACAAUGAAAAUCUUUGUUUGCCUCCCGGUAGAAGUAUUUCUUGUAACAUUUUGGUGAUUUCCCUUUGGUAGAUGCAUUGUAUAUAUU
Messenger RNA from Triticum aestivum (bread wheat), 1213 nucleotides. RefSeq lists its product as uncharacterized. The record is from RefSeq and is a predicted model, not a curated record. Lineage: Eukaryota; Viridiplantae; Streptophyta; Magnoliopsida; Poales; Poaceae. The coding region runs from base 355 to 786 and encodes 143 amino acids. The transcript is spliced from 4 exons.